UAGCCACGGGCAGAAGAACAUGCAUCUCCAUUCUGGACUGCUGACUCUGUGGAUUGGGUGGACAUUUGCCUUUUUCCCCAACCGAGAAUCCCCAGACGUGGGUCCGAAUGACCUCACCGAUGAAGACAUCACUACCAAAGCCAUCCUGAGGGCUGUGGCCACUUUUAUGGAAAAAAACCCACUGCCAGGGAAGCCGGCCUUCAAGCCAGGAGAGCUGGUGGGCCUGCGCCCCCUGACUCCAACCAGUCUUUUCAAGGCGUACUUCCGAGCAAACGUGUCUCCUGGUCAGUUCAAUCAAGCCAUUGAGAACAUUGUGAGAGGAAACAACGAUGCAGAACAUAACUAUGCAGAAGACAGCAAAUACUAUUUUCACUGUGAGCAGAUCAGAGAAGGCAUCGCCCUGUUCCAGGAUUAUCGUGAUGGCGUUUUCACUCAGUUGAAAGAAUCGGGUGGCAAAAUGGACAUUUCCGCGUAUGAAACUGCCCAGUUCAAUACUGGCACGGCGCUGCACAUCCUGCAGAAAUUCUACAGCAACACCAACUGGGUGGAAAUGGGAAGACGGACCCCCUACAGGCACCUGGUGAAUGCGAAGGAAGCCGUCUUCCCAGUGGCACCCCCUGCGUCCAGAACUUGCCGGGACUGCAUUCCAAUGACGGGUGACAUUUUACAAUGCAGAAGGAACCUCCUGGUGGACAACCUGCUGACCAGUGGGUAUAAAAAGUCGAAUGAGUGUGCAGCCAAACCUCAAGGAAAAUGUGGGCAUGGUGGUAUAUAUGAUAAGGCUGAGCGUGAGUCCCCUACAGGUGGCAUCAACAAAGAAACCACAAACCCAAAGCUUUCUCCUCACUCCGAUUUACACAAAGUGGCUGCGCAGUUAGCGGAGGAUGCGACAGUGGAGUUCUUCAUAGGCCCAGGUUUUGGACUCCUGGACAGCCUUGGCCCUACCAUUUUUAGGAAAUUUUUCAACUUGCAGGGUUACACCUUGGCAUUUGUCAUCGACACAACGGGCAGCAUGGGUAGUGAAAUCGAGCUGGUCAAGACCAUCUGCAUCAGCAUCAUCAAGAAGUUUAUGAACUCCCCAGACGCGCCAUACAAUUACGUGCUGGUGCCGUUCAAUGAUCCCAAUUUUGGCCCUGCCAUUGUGACCCAAGACGUGGCGUAUUUACAAGCUCAGAUUGGCGCUCUCACAGCCACUGGAGGUGGCGACUGCCCAGAGAUGUCCAUGAAUGGCCUAAAGUUGGCUUUGGCAAACAGCGAGCCCAGGUCAAAUAUCUUUCUCUUCACGGACGCCGGUGCAAAGGACUUUCACUUGCUGGAUGAAGUCAACAUGCAGGCAUUUUCUGUUCAGACCCAAAUUUAUCCCAUGUUGACUGGAUACUGCAGCCCAAACGGUGGCGGAGUUGAAGACAAUGAGUACGAGAAGCUGGCCAAGAUGACGGGUCAACACUACACCCUGGUUGAAAAGAACAAGCUUGGUACAGUCCUGGGAAUCACAGAACUGGCCCUGAAUUCGGCUCCGGCUGUGCUCGUGCAGGUCACUGAGAGAACCAAGAAGCUCCUCUUCAAUGUGGACGAAACCCUGACGGAGCUCAGCAUCUCCGUGAAGAAGAAGAACAACGUGCCCUUUUACUUCACUCUGCUUACACCGUGGGAUACUCGGAGAAGGAAGAGAGCCGCCUCUCUCAAUGGAAAAGUUACUUCAUUAGUCAACACCACCAGCUUCCAGGUGGUAAAAGUGCCAGUGACAAAACCAGGCCAAUGGGCAGUUGAGAUGAGCAGCUUGGACACGUACACAAUCGAGAUCAUGGGCAAAAGCCUGUUGGAUUUUUCCUACAAAAUAAUGGAGAAGAAAAAUGGAUACGUGCUUCCCAUACAAGGGCGACCUGCAAAAGGUGCUGAGUACACCCUGUCCGUGGUGGUUGAAGGAGACAGCAAUAAAUUGACCUUAACUCAGAUCAUAAUAUUCGAUGAAACAGGACAGAGAAGUAAGGAGUAUGAUGUCAACAAAAGUACGGACGGCCUCGGAGAGCUGCGAGUUUCUGUGCCUGUGAGGUUUGAUCUACCGAGUUUCACACUGGGAAUUGCUGGCAAAACAGAAAAAGAAAACGGAUUUCUGCGGACUAAACCACAUCUUAUUCAAACCGAGUCCGUCUCUUUGAAAUUAGCUGAAGGGCAGAAGAGUUUCUUCACUGAGGGGACUUCACUGGACGUCGCGGUGAUCGUCACAAAUGAAGGACCCGAUCAGACCUUCACGUUUAAUGUCAAGGAUGAGCUCUCAUUGGUGAGGACGUUUACUCCACGCAGCGUAAAUAUCCAGAAAGGACACAACGCGACGUUGACGGCGACUCUUACGUCCCCCAAAAUCACAAACAAGCGCUCCUCAAGCCUCGUGACAUUUACAGCUAAAGGUGCCACCUCAACUAACUACCUGAAGAACGUCAUAACUGUGGUGCCAAAAGUCACCGAGAUUCCAGAUGAGGACCCCCCUCAGUACACGAUUACAAAACAAGGAGACAUCUGCAGAGGAAUAAAGAAGAGUCCAAGGAUGUGUAAGAGCUUCUUCUGGGAUAUCUCAUUCUUGGCUUGGGACACAAAAAGCGCCGUUACUGUUGAAAUCGGUCUGGCAGCUGAUGAAACCCCAAAGGUAUCUUCACUGAACUGCAAUGGCACAGUUAAGUCAGGAGUCCACUGGAGCAGCUGCAAGUACAGGUCUGACUGCUGCACUCCAUUUGUGACACUCAUUCUUAAGGAUGCUAAAGGAAAUGCAAACCUUCUUGAUGUUGGUUUUCGUGGACCUCAGGACGUCGCAGGCUGAGCUCCAAACCAGCUGCCGCAGACCCUGAGGACGACAUCUUUGACUUGUGUUGAACCUUUGUGACCUGAGGGACUGCUCUCCGCUCUGAAGCUCCAAGGUCAAGUCUGCUGUGUUUCCAUGAAUUGGGGUUAUUCUGUCUUUUUGUUUUCAAUCUGAAAUAAAGUCUAAGGCUACAAGCUUA
Polypterus senegalus (gray bichir) is the source of this 2996-nucleotide messenger RNA. RefSeq names its product von Willebrand factor A domain-containing protein 7-like. NCBI's taxonomy places the organism in Eukaryota, Metazoa, Chordata, Cladistia, Polypteriformes, Polypteridae. The transcript is spliced from 19 exons. The record is from RefSeq and is a predicted model, not a curated record. Bases 20 to 2815 code for a protein of 931 amino acids.